Molecule: messenger RNA, 3407 nt
Organism: Brienomyrus brachyistius
Lineage: Eukaryota; Metazoa; Chordata; Actinopteri; Osteoglossiformes; Mormyridae
Product: claudin-18-like
Exons: 6
Coding region: 2185-3072 (295 amino acids)
Biological process (GO): bicellular tight junction assembly; cell adhesion
Cellular component (GO): plasma membrane; bicellular tight junction
Molecular function (GO): structural molecule activity
Source: RefSeq, a predicted model, not a curated record
AGAAGUCACCCUGGAGGAGAUGCCAGACCAUUUCACUUACAAAUCCUCACAGACUGCAGUGGGGAGCAAAGAAUCACCAUGGAGGCAAUACCAGACCUUUUAAGACAAUUUCCCUUAAACAUCAUCACAGACUGUAGUGGGGAGGUAGGGGUCAAUCUGGAGGCGAUAAUAAACCAUUUCAGGGAGUUUCACUUAUACAUCAUCAAAACUGUCGUGUGUCAGGGUCGGCACCCAUCCUCCCCAACCUUUUGUGUUUCCCCCCAUUUUACAAGCAGGUGUUACUGGCCGUCCUGUCGUCCUUCUUGUCCUUCAAGCCCUUAUUGUGUUCCCCCAUCCCUCCCCAGACUUCCGCAUACCUCUAUGACAGUUUCCCAAACCAGUCCUCGAGGAACUCCGGACAGUCCAUGUUUUUGCUUCCUCCCAUCUCCCAGCCAAUCAGGAACACCGAAUACCUGGUACAGAUGCACUGGGAACUGAGAGGAAGCAUAAACGUGGACUGUCCAGGGUUCCCCAAGAACUGGGUUGGGAAACACUGCUCUAUGGGAUAAGCAUAAACCUUUUGGUCAUGAGUUUGAGAUUAGCUUCCUCCUUAUUUGUAAUUAUUGGAUUUUGUUCCACAGUAUUUCUUUUCUAUUUUAGUUUUUUUGUUCCUAGUUUUUGGUUUGUGUUCUGUUUUGCAGGUGCCUGUGUUUCUGAUUAUGUAUUAUUUGUCUUUGUUAUAUUCUUAGUAUUUGAUUCUGUUUUUCAGUUUCCCUGUUGGUCUCUCGCUCCCAUGAUUAAGUUGAUUUGACCCACUUGUUUCCCUAUGCAUCAUGAUUGUGCUACCUGAUUGCUCGUUGUCCUGCACCCUAUCUGAUUGGUUAAUUGUUCCAUGUCUCACUCUUGCUGCUUCGCUAUCCAGUUUGGUUUGUGUAUUUAUGUUCCUGCCUUAGUUCAGUUCUCCAGUUGGUCAUUGUGUCAGAAUGUUAGAUGUUGUUCUCUGCUAUGGUUUGAGUUUGAGUUUGAGUUUGAGUUUGAGUUUGAGUUUGAGUUUGAGUUUGAGUUUGAGUUUGAGUUUGAGCUAUGGCCUUGUCUGUUCCUGCUUCCUGUGUUGCCUUGUUCCUGGACCUCGUUUUCUUGUAGUUUGUUGUUUUCCCCAUUUUGCUUUGUUUUUGACCCCUUGUGCCUCUUUUAUUUGUAGUUUUAACCAGUGCUUAUAGCUUCCAUAACUAAUCCCCUUGUGUCUCAGAGCCACUAGUGCAUUCUCACCUCUUUUUCCUGCCUGCACUAUGCCACACUAUUGUGACAUUAGUGCAUAGGUAGGGUUCACUACGGUGGUCUGUAAGUGUGAAUGUGCUGUAAAUUUUGUAAACAUGUGCAACACCACACAAUGGAAGUUUCCAGUAAUCAGAAUAUUUUCAAAAUGAGCUAUAUGAUGGCACAAUACCAUUUAUAUCAAUAUACUUUUAUCAUGCAUUACAAUGAAGGCUCUCCUAAAGACUAUAAAUAGAGACCAACAGUAUUCCUUCCUGGGUGUACAGUAAGUGUUGAGUGGGCUACAGUCUUGAUGUUGCACAGAAUCCUAAUAUUCACACCUAAAAUCAAAACAUUCAGUUGACAUCUCAGGGGGAUUUUGUUUGAGGGGAAAGAAGAUGAAUAAUCUUUCGUUUCAUUUUAAUUUCCAAACGGCUCAUAUGUUCAGUCUCAAUAUUCAAGUCUUGGCUAAAACAUACUUGUUUAGUGUAGCCUUUAGGGACUCUAGGUCUAGCUUUAGCUAACUGCUCCCUCCCAGUUAGACCUGGAGUGUGAGGUGUAGAGUGGGGUGGGGAUCGGUGCCAUUGGCUUUGGAUAAACUGAACUGUCAGUGCUGUCACUCUAGCUUCACACUCCCUCGUGGAACUGGAGUGCUGAGAUUUCAGGGACUCCCCAUGCCUGUGUUCCCACUUGCCUCUCCCUCUUACUUAUGCUGCCAUGGCCAUAUCUGCCGGGAGCUUUCAUGUUGCACUUCCCUAACCGUUUGUACUGCCUCUAGUCUCCCGUAGUUUUGCUAAUUGAACAUUUUAUUUCCCAUACUCCUCCUAGGGUGUGCUACCUGGAGACCCCAGAUUUUCAAGGUAUCCUGCCUACCCUGCUGCCUGCGACGUUUCCACUACCUGCAAUGCCCUUCAGGUCUGCUUGACACUCUGCCUGUGAUGUCUUACCAGUAUGCCCUGCUGCCAUACUACUCUUCACCCUGCCAUCUUAAGCAGCUGCAGCACUUGCUCCAGCAUUGCUCUCUGGUCUGAGCUUGGCUGUAGAGAAAUUAAAAUGGCAGUCACUAUAUGCCAGGUGAUGGGGUUUAUGCUGGGAGUUUUGGGGGUAAUCGGGGCCAUUGUAGCAACUGCAUUGGACCAGUGGAGCACAGAGGAUCUCUUUGACAAUCCUGUAACAUCAGUCUAUAGCUACUGGGGCCUUUGGAGAUCUUGUGUCAGACAGAGUUCUGGCUUCACAGAGUGUCGCCCGUACUUUACAAUUCUUGGGUUGCCAGGACUAUUCCAAGCUGUGAGAGCCUUGAUGAUAGUUGGAGUUGUUCUCGCAGGAAUAGCAGCCCUCAUAGCCAUUUUUGCUUUGAAGUGUAUUAAAAUGGGUGGUAUGGAAGACACAGUCAAGGCUAACUUGACACUAACAUCUGGAAUCAUGUUUAUUCUCUCAGGCAUUUGUAUAAUUGCCGGAGUGUCAGUCUUUGCUAAUUUCGUUGUGAGCAGUUUUAUGAUGACCACCUUCAGCACUUCAGAAUUUGGAGGAAUGGGAUCAAUGGCAGGAAUGGGAAUUGGGGGAAUUGGGGCACCACUAACUCCCAGGUACACAUUUGGACCUGCCCUUUUUGUAGGCUGGGUGGCAGGAGGCAUCUUGACAGUGGGUGGAGUUAUGAUGUGUGUGGCUUGUAAGGGACUUCAACCAGAAAAAUCUCAGUUCCAUGCAGUGUCUUAUAAAGCUCCUUCCCAUAAUACAAUCUACAAAUCAGAAGACAGACAAAGACCAGUUUACAAUGACUCCUACAAGGCUCGUAGUGAAGAUGGCAGGAGAUCAAACAUGAAAUAUGACUAUGUUUGAGGCUUUCAGUAUCCAUUAUUAAACUUAUGAAAAUGUACACUAAUAGCAGUAAGUGUAAAUUGGCAUUUGUUGUUCAACGAAAACAACUUUGAUAACUGCUAGAUAAUGGAGGAAAAAGAUUACAUUACCAUCUCAAAUCAUAACAGAAUACUAUCAUAAGUUUUAAAGAGCAGUGAAAAAUUAUGAAAUGUGUCAAAGGAGCUUUUUUUCGUUACAUUUUACUUUUACACAUUGAAUUCUGUUGUCGGUCUAUCUUUCACCAGUAGCUACUAUUUUCUGUACAAAGCAGUAAAAUAUACAUCCUAUGUCAUAGUGGUACUAAGACAUUUUGAUUU